UCUACCCUUUUAAAAGAUUUUUGGCGAGAGACAGACUUCUCCCCUCCUCACACACACAUCGUCGUCACAUACCCCAUCGACAGACGUUCUACUUCACUACUAGCAUCCCAAUCACAUAGACAACAGCAAUGACGAAGGCAGUUGGAAUCGAUCUCGGGACCACGUACUCGUGCGUCGCCGUCUGGCAAUCUGACCGCGUCGAGGUCAUCGCAAACGACCAGGGCAACCGUACCACCCCUUCGUACGUCGCCUUUACCGACACGGAGCGCCUCAUCGGUGAUGCUGCCAAGAACCAAGUCGCCAUGAACCCUCACAACACCGUCUUCGACGCCAAGCGCAUGAUCGGACGCAAGUUUGAGGACCAAGAGCUCCAGUCUGACCGAAAGCACUGGCCCUUCGAGGUUGUGUCCAAGGAGGGCAAGCCCAACAUCAAGGUCGAGUACAAGGGAGAGGAGAAGAUCUUCACACCCGAGGAGAUCUCAUCCAUGGUCCUCCUCAAGAUGCGCGAGACGGCAGAGGCCUACCUCGGUGGCUCCGUAAAGGACGCCGUCGUUACCGUCCCCGCCUACUUCAACGACUCGCAGCGUCAGGCUACCAAGGACGCCGGCACCAUCGCUGGCCUCAACGUCCUCCGUAUCAUCAACGAGCCUACCGCAGCAGCAAUCGCCUACGGUCUUGACAAGAAGAGUGAGGGCGAGAAGAACGUCCUCAUCUUCGACCUUGGAGGAGGAACCUUCGACGUUUCCCUCUUGACCAUCGAGGAGGGCAUCUUCGAGGUCAAGGCUACCGCCGGUGACACCCACUUGGGAGGUGAGGACUUCGACAACCGCCUCGUCAACCACUUUGUCCAGGAGUUCAAGCGCAAGAACAAGAAGGACCUCACCACCAACGCCCGUGCCCUCCGCCGCCUCCGCACCGCCUGCGAGCGUGCUAAGCGUACCCUCUCGUCGGCCGCUCAGACCAGCAUUGAGAUCGACUCCCUCUUCGAGGGCAUCGACUUCUACACGAGCAUCACCCGUGCCCGCUUCGAGGAGCUCUGCGGUGACCUCUUCUCCCACACCCUCGAGCCCGUCGAGAAGGUGCUCCGCGACUCCAAGAUUGACAAGGGAUCCGUAAACGAGAUUGUCCUCGUCGGCGGUUCCACCCGUAUCCCCAAGGUGCAGAAGCUCCUCCGCGACUUCUUCAACGGCCGCGAGCCCAACAAGUCCAUCAACCCCGACGAGGCAGUCGCCUACGGUGCCGCCGUCCAGGCCGCCAUCCUCAGCGGUGACACCAGCGAGAAGACGCAGGACCUCCUCCUCCUCGACGUCGCCCCUCUUUCCAUGGGUAUUGAGACGGCAGGCGGUGUCUUCACUCCCCUGAUCAAGCGCAACACCACCGUCCCGACCAAGAAGAGCGAGAUCUUCUCCACAUACGCGGACAACCAGCCCGGUGUGCUCAUUCAGGUCUACGAGGGUGAGCGAGCCCGCACCAAGGACAACAACCUCCUGGGCAAGUUCGAGCUCUCCGGCAUCCCCCCCGCCCCUCGCGGUGUCCCUCAGAUCGAAGUCACAUUCGACGUCGACGCCAACGCGGUGCUCAACGUCUCUGCUGCGGACAAGACGUCGGGCAAGUCGGAGAAGAUCGCCAUUACCAACGACAAGGGUCGCCUCAGCAAGGAGGACAUCGAGCGUAUGGUCAACGAUGCCGAGAAGUACAAGGAGGAGGACGAAGCCGCCGCUGCCCGCAUCAGUGCUCGCAACGGUCUCGAGAGCUACGCCUACCAGGUUCGCAACUCGUUGGGAGAGGAGCAAUUCGCCUCGAAGCUCGACGAGAGCGACAAGGAGAAGGCAAAGCAGGCCAUCGAUGAGACGAUCAAGUUCCUCGACGAGACGGCAGAGGGGUCUACGGACGAGUACGAGUCCCGUCGCAAGGAGCUCGAGGCGGUCAUCAACCCCAUCAUGCAGAAGGCUUACGGUCAGGCCGGUGGUAUGCCCGGUGGCGCGCCUGGUGGUGCACCCGGAGCUGCCCCCGGUGGAGGGGACGCUGACGGACCCUCGGUCGAGGAGGUCGACUAAUGGUUGGCGCGAGGCGCGACUGAGCUCAUAAAAAGGAAAGACGUGGGCGAGCGAUUCUUUGAUCUGUAGACGUUUCUGUUUUCGUAGUCUUGAUCCUUUUCAAUGAGCUAG
This is a messenger RNA of Jaminaea rosea, 2168 nucleotides long. RefSeq names its product heat shock protein 70. Gene Ontology annotation, molecular function: heat shock protein binding; ATP hydrolysis activity; ATP binding. The coding region runs from base 129 to 2057 and encodes 642 amino acids. The record is from RefSeq and is a predicted model, not a curated record. The transcript is spliced from 2 exons. NCBI's taxonomy places the organism in Eukaryota, Fungi, Basidiomycota, Exobasidiomycetes, Microstromatales. Gene Ontology annotation, cellular component: cytosol; cytoplasm; nucleus. Gene Ontology annotation, biological process: cellular response to unfolded protein; vesicle-mediated transport; protein refolding.